UGAUAAAAACUAAACUAGACUAUGCGUUUUAUAGGCAUUUUUUUACACAUUUUCAUAUAGAAAUAGAAAAAAAGAACUAAUAACACUCUUUGUAAUUUAUAAUCAGUAAUUCUAUUUUCAUUUCAAGCCUCUCUAGUUUCUAUCUUUAACCUCCCACUAUAGCCACCAUUCCUAACUUCACACAGCUGACAUUCAUUUUCAUCUCAAGCCUUCAUCAUCAUCUUCUUAGUCUAAAAGCGGGUUUGCUAGGCAUUCAUCAUCUUUCUCGUUGGAUUCGAACGGGUUUGAAGAACUAGUCAUCUCACUAACGCUCAUCUCAAGAAGUUCUUCAUAGACUGGGAAGUAGUUGAAUUUGAACAACUGGUCAUACGUUUGUGAACCUGUCUUAAGUUUAUUUUAAUGAUUAAAUUAAACCCGUCAUAAGUUAUUGGUUGUUGGGUUCUAUAUAUUAAUUUGUGAAUUUCUUUUUUGUUGAAAGUUAAAAAUAAAAAUCUCAUUUCAAAAUUUGAAUACUAUAUUUUGACAAUAGUUGGUUUUUCUAUUAUUAUGGUGUUUGCUAUAGUUAAUCUAGUGCUAAUUAAUGGUUGCGUAAAACUAUUGUAUCCUAAAUAAAACUCAUCCAAUUUCUAUAUUUAAAAUAAAUAUGCAGUUUUUGAAGGAGUUGAAAGAAUUCAAUAAAUUUGAGAAAACGCCCUCAAGUUUCUUUUUUUUUUUUUUUUUUUAACAAAUGUAACUAGCCUGAAAAUAAUAGAAACCAUUCGAGCUCAUGCAUCUCAGAAGCAGCAAGAAACUGGAUCAUGCGUCUGAUGUAUGAAUCUGAUGUAUGAAUGCUUAGAAGCUGAAGUUUACUUUUGGGAUUGAUGCUCCAGUUUAAUCUUAAGAUUAGAUGGAUUAAUUUACAUGAACUUUUCAUGGAAAAAUAUCUAUUCAUAAGAGUGCUGUUCCUCCGAUUGGUUGAUUUAUAUUGAGGCUUAUGUCUAAAAAUUAUAUGCAUGCAGAAAGGAGAUAGCACAAUUGAACUGAAAAAAGCUGCAGCAAAAGGUCGCAAGGCUGAACAGAAAGCUAAACAGAAGCAGGUUGAAGAGCAAAUCUCUCAACUUUCUGCUAAGCUAAAAGAAAAGCAUGCUGAGGAACUUGCUUCUUUAGGUUAUAACAGCGUUAAUGGAAAUGAGAAAAGCAAUCUCGACAAUUUGGUGAUGGCCAUAGCUGGUGUUUCAGUUGCCAACCCGGAACAUGCAAAGGUCAGCAAGGGUGCAAAGAGAAGGGGAAAAAGAGCUCAGCAAGAAGCAGAAAGGGAGCAAAGAAUUCAAGAAGAGCAGAGCAACCUUGUAAGGUUGAUUGAAAAUGAGAAAUUGAAAGGAAAGCUUGAACCCCUUGGAUUGACUGUUAAUAAUGAAAAAAAGCCAGAUGGGCACUGCCUUUACCGAGCCAUUGAAGAUCAGCAAGUCCUUUCUGGAGGUUCUUCUCCCUAUACUUACCAAGACCUUCGUAAAUUGGUGGCUGCUUAUAUGAGAGCACAUGCAUCAGCUUUCCUUCCCUUCUUCCUAUCGGAUAACGCAACAGAAGGAGAUUCUGAUGAUUCACUAACAGAAAGAUUUCAGAAUUACUGUAAAGAAGUUGAAUCGACUUCAGUAUGGGGUGGACAAUUAGAGCUUGGAGCUUUAACUCACUGCCUCACGAAACAUAUCAAGAUAUUUUCGGAUGGAUCCUUUCCUGAUGUUGAGAAGGGGAAGGAGUACAAAAAUGAUGAAGGAGCUGGCUCGUCCAGCAGAAGUAUUUUGUUAUCAUAUCAUAAACAUGCAUUUGCGCUGGGAGAGCACUACAACUCUGUGGUGCCAAAUUUGAUCAUGUAG
Messenger RNA from Ricinus communis (castor bean), 1853 nucleotides. Its product is annotated as OVARIAN TUMOR DOMAIN-containing deubiquitinating enzyme 5. The record is from RefSeq and is a predicted model, not a curated record. NCBI's taxonomy places the organism in Eukaryota, Viridiplantae, Streptophyta, Magnoliopsida, Malpighiales, Euphorbiaceae. Gene Ontology annotation, molecular function: cysteine-type deubiquitinase activity. Gene Ontology annotation, biological process: protein deubiquitination.